Messenger RNA from Brienomyrus brachyistius, 2845 nucleotides. RefSeq names its product dentin sialophosphoprotein-like. Bases 983 to 1699 code for a protein of 238 amino acids. Lineage: Eukaryota; Metazoa; Chordata; Actinopteri; Osteoglossiformes; Mormyridae. The transcript has 9 exons. The record is from RefSeq and is a predicted model, not a curated record.
UACUUCCUGAUCUAUUUAUGGUCCAAGUCAGACGUUUCGUAUAAGGGAAUCAGGGGAGGAAAACUUUGGGAAUGAAUACGACAGGAUGACUCCGGGAGACACUAUUAGACUGAGGUCAAGAGACAGAAAUAAUCUUCAGGUGCGGAAGGUGGGAGGGGGGCUGAGUGUCAGAGAACCGAGUGGCGCGAAUCCGCAAGAGGUGGAUCCGAGGGUGUCACCUUCCUCCUGUGACAAGUGCUCCUGGGACACAAGUGACAGCUACAAAUCAUUCAUCUUUCUUAUUAUAUCAGAUUAUAUCAGUAGGAAAUGAUUCAAGACGAGCCUGACAGAGCUCCUACGGGGAAAUCGUGUAUUUUAUUCACUAUCGGAGGAAAGAAAACGAACGUGGUCACUUUCAGUUCUGCCUUUGUUCCGCUGUUUUUAUGAAAACACAUGCACUGAUGAUGUGGGGGGAAAACCCUAUCUGUCUGUCUCUGAUUCAUGUGACUUCUGUCCAGUGUGAUCCCGUAUUUCUUUUUGUCCCUCAGACACAUGUAAAUGGCCUGCAGGGGUGCGAGCAGGGUGCCCAGGGAGACUCGCCCGCUCCGACGGCCGCCCGACCUCAGCGCGCUCAUUUCCGCUCCGGAGCCAGAAUAGAUCAAUCUUUUUUAAUUCUAGAGAAAAUAAAUCCUCCCCACAGGAAGAUGGCAAGCUGUCAUUAAGCGCUGCCUUCCUGGCGUGGGCAGCGGGAGCGCCUUCACGAACCCCGUCAUAUGCACCGGCAAAUUAGAUGCCUUUGCUAAACCAGUCAGAGGAGUGGGGAGAGCUGAAUGCGUGUUUGGGGUGCCGGGGCGGUGCGGAAGACACACACCUCCGAGGUGCGGAUAAAUAGCUUCUGUACGCUGGGUAUCCUGAUCCAGACGCUUUAUCACGGAAAGGAGACUGCGCUAAACCUUGCUUACAUUUAUUCGCACCUUCUGCCUUGGCUGUAAAUGAGAAAAGGAUGAAGAUCGCUGUGAUCAUUGUGUGUUUGCUGCAGGGCACAGUCCUCUCUAACCCGGUUUCCCGGAGAAACGUCCCGGACGAGGCUGGAGAGAGGAUGGUGGCAGAUCCUUCGCGUCAGAGUCUACAUGAGACACACUCGCAGAGUUCGUCCAAGCAGCAGUCGAAUGAGCAAAGCAAAGCUUCUGAAUCUACGAGCUCCCAAGAGAACACUUCAGAGAAAACGGCCUCAGAUUCAGUCCAAAGCACCUCCGAGGACAAGACAUCAGAAGAGUUGAACGGUUACCUUCGAGAUAAGAGCCAUUCCAACGAGGACGGGGACACCCGCGACGACAGCCGCGGAAGUCGAGAAGCGUCUCGAAACCGAUUCUACCGGAUCUUCAGAGUCAAUGCUGUAGGCGCAGAGGAUGGCACCAAUCCCACGGACACCCAGAAUCAGUCUCCCAGCUCGGAGGGCACCGACGAGGACCUAGACUCCAUCGUCAAGCCCACGGAGGCUGACAGCGUGGAGAGCGCAGAGGGCAGCGACAGUAAAGCCGAGGGCAGCGACAGCAAAGCCGAGGGCGACGCCAGCUACGCGCAGCCCUGUCAGCAGUUCGGCGGCGAAAAUGACGACGACAGCAAAAGCUGCGAAAGCGAUUCCUCCGAGGACAUAGGCGACGACGAGCAGAGACGCGCCUACGAUUUGCUGACUUACGAACACUACUACAAGAGAUAGGCGCAUGCGCGCAGAAACUGUGUGCUGCUCUACGUCUAGAUGCGCCCAUUCAGGGAAGCAGAUUCAGGGUGUGGGCAUGUGACAGGCGUCAGGAUUAUCAGUCGCAAAGUAUUUGUCAUAUUUGGCUGCUGUGUUGAAUAUAUAGCAUUAAGUUUAACGUUGUCGAAACUAACUAGCAUUUUUACUUUAACCGAUUUUUUUUUAAUUUAACCGAAAUGCCUAUUAAGUCUUCUUUCACAAUAUACAAGUAAGCAGUAAGGUGCAACCUGUAUAAAAGAUCUUUUUGAGAUUACCCAGUGUAGCCUAUAGGGCUAUUUGGUGUUGAAUUAAACAUGCUGUGUUUUAUCAAGGUAUACGUAUUAGUUUAAUGUAUCUGAAAAAUAAGAGAAACGUACAGCAAACUUCAAUCAUGAAGCUAUGGUGCUAGGUAUACGGAUAAAAGAGAACUGAAAAGUACUUUAAUUAUAAACGGUGCCCGGCGUAACCAGUGCUAUGUCAGAAUGAUAAACAAUAAAUAUUAUGGUUACGGAAAGUUAGCCUUCUGACCUGGGUUUGUCCCAGGAAGCGAAACUGACACGCAGUAGUAAGCAUUUUUUCCGGUAAAAUCUUUAUGCGUACAAUAGUCAGAUAAACAAGGCACCUUCCCACUACCAAACCAGUCGCUGAUUUCAGAGGUGGCUUAACUGAGCAUGACUGAGCUGUGCUCUGUACCUCUGUGAAACUUGCAGCCUGUGGAACAGGAAGGGGCUGGUGCCAAAUUUAGCGGAGUGGGGGUCCGUCCCUAGGGUCCGGAGGCUACCCGGGCAUCGUGCAAUCACAGGGAAAUGCAUGCAGACGUUCAUUAUCAUGCAGCUGGUGCAUUCUGUGCUCUUGAAGUUUAUCAUCUACUAAUUUCCAUUAAUGCAUUUCCUUGGAACAGGAAGAGCGAUCUUGGGCACAUUUUUCUUGCCAAUUUCAGGUGUGAAACGUUCUCAUUUCUCACUGAAUGCAACUGUGUUACGGUGCUGAUGUGUGGGGAAUUUCGCAUGUUUGCAUGCUCCUGCCCCUGUCAUACAGACAUGUGUGGUGCUUAAGUAUUUGUUUGCAGUGUUUUCAUGACGUAUUUUUUAAAUGUUUAUGGAAUUAAAGAGUGCUUUGUCUAAGUCA